AUUUAAACUAACUUUAAAUUCAUUGGUGGUUUGGGUUUGGAUGAAGGCCUUGUAAUAUUUUUUUCCGGCAUCUAUUGUUUUCAGGGUUAACCUUGAAUUUAUCAUUAUAAACAACUAUUUUUAUCCUUGUUUAAAUAUCUUAUCAAUUUAAUGCAUGUGUGUACGUGGUAUCAUUGAUAAAGGAAGGAUUUAGCUUGUAAGCGGUGCGGCUGUGCAUUCUGUCUUUUCGUCGGACUUAAUGCACACAUUGGAUAAUCUUCCAAAGCCUAGUAGCAAAUUGUAUGAGGUAGUUUAUAUGUUAGUUUUGUGUUGACUGGAAACUACGAAAAUGCUUCGAGCUAUAAUUUCUUCCGGCCUGAAGCUCAACAAGGCCGCCUUCUCAACUGCGGCGUUGCCAGCACCGAACACCAAUCCUGAAGUUUUGUAUACUGGAAUCUUCAUCAACAAUGAAUGGCAUAAGUCUGCGUCUGGGAAAGUGUUCAAGACGCUGAAUCCUGCGACAGGAGAGGUUAUUGCAGAGGUGCAAGAAGGCGAUAAGGCAGACAUCGACAAGGCGGUCGCUGCGGCCGGCAAUGCCUUCAAGUUCGGUAGCCCGUGGCGUCGCAUGGACGCCUCGGACCGAGGGGUGCUCCUCAACCGGCUGGCUGACCUCUUGGAGAGGGACAGGACGUACCUUGCCAGCCUGGAGACAUUGGACAACGGCAAGCCGUACUCCAUGUCGUACGCGGUGGACGUCCCUGGCAGCAUCAAGACGCUGCGCUACUACGCCGGCUGGGCGGACAAGAACUCUGGGCAGACCAUCGCUGCUGACGGAGACUUCUUCGUGUACACGAGGCACGAGCCGGUCGGGGUGUGCGGUCAGAUCAUCCCCUGGAACUUUCCUCUGCUGAUGAUGGCUUGGAAGCUGGGGCCUGCACUUGCGACCGGCAACACAAUAGUGCUGAAGCCGGCGGAGCAGACGCCCCUGACUGCGCUUUACGUGGCCCAGCUGGCCAAAGAGGCCGGCUUCCCGCCGGGUGUGAUCAACAUUGUGCCGGGUUUCGGCCAGGCGGGCGCCGCGUUGGUGCAGCACAACGCUGUCGACAAGGUGGCCUUCACCGGUUCCACCGAGGUUGGCAAGCUGAUCCAGGAGGGGUCGGGCAAGAGCAACCUGAAGAAGGUUACUCUCGAGCUGGGAGGAAAGUCUCCAAACAUCAUCCUGGGAGACGUUGACUUGGACUACGCUGUCGAGCAGGCCCAUUUCGGGCUGUUCUUCAACAUGGGCCAGUGUUGCUGUGCUGGAUCGCGUACAUUUGUUGAGGAUUCCAUCUACGAUGAAUUUGUAACGAGAAGCGCAGAGCGAGCCAAGAAGAGAACAGUGGGCAACCCAUUUGACUUGAACAUUGAGCAGGGUCCACAGAUUGAUGACGAGCAACUGGGGAAGAUCCUGAGCCUGAUAGACUCCGGGAAGAAGCAGGGGGCCCGUCUGGUGGCGGGGGGAGGACGGCAUGGCGACCGAGGGUACUUUGUGCAGCCCACUGUGUUUGCGGACGUCAAGGACAACAUGGACAUUGCCAGGCAGGAGAUAUUUGGACCAGUGCAACAGAUCCUGCGAUUCAAGAGUUUGGAUGAGAUCAUCGAGCGUGCCAAUGCCACGGAAUAUGGUCUGGCUUCUGCCAUCUUCACAAAGGAUAUCGACAAGGCAUUUUACUUGGUGCAGGGUUUGCGUGCUGGCACUGUUUGGGUGAAUACUUACAACAUUCUCACCGCCCAGGCACCGUUUGGUGGCUACAAGAUGUCUGGCAAUGGCCGGGAGCUGGGUUCGUAUGGUCUGGAGGCCUACACGGAAGUCAAGACUGUUAUUGUCAAGAUCCCGCAGAAGAACAGCUAGGCGGUUGUGUUUUCUGCUUGCUGAACCGAAUAUUACUGCUGUGAACUGAAGCUUGGAACUUGAUUGGGUCUUGUAUCACUGUCCAUUCCAUAAUUCAGUGCAUGAUUUUGUCAUUCAUAUCAGUUGAUUGUUAAGAUAAGAACUUGUUUCGUGACACUAGCACGUGACAGCUUUAAAGAAAAUAUUAAAAAAUACUAAAAUAUAUAUAUCAUCUAUAACAAUCCGUUUUAAAAAUAUUUUUGCAAGACAUAUUUGUUUUAAGUAAAAUAUAAACUACUUUAGAACCAAUUGUUCUUGCACACAUUAUUAUAAUUACUAUAUUACUAUUGGGUUUGUACUUGUGAUAAUGAUUCAAAAUAAUGCACUUAAAACCAUAUAGAAUUGACAUUGAAUGUUUUUACUUGUGGGAGAAAACAGAAGUGAUGUUACUGUUGAAAAUUUCAAUUGUUUUAUAUUAAUACUGUCCUUAAUAUUUUACUAAUGUCAACGUUACUGGAUUUGCAAGACUGUACUGUAUUAUACAUAUGAAUUAGGUAUUGAGUUGCACUCACUGUAUUGAUGUACAGUCAUGACAUUACAUAAGUUUAAAGUGAGCAUGUGUACAACUGGUGAGCAUAAUCAAAAUAGAUUGAUUACCAUUUUUCUAAAUAAUGGACAUUAUAUAAAUACUGUAUGGAAUCGUACUAUUGUAGUACACUGUCUGAAAUCAAAAACAAAUGAACUAUUUUUUUUAAUAAAUUUUUGUGUAUAA
Messenger RNA from Bacillus rossius redtenbacheri, 2621 nucleotides. It is a transcript of the gene Aldh, whose product is annotated as aldehyde dehydrogenase, mitochondrial. Lineage: Eukaryota; Metazoa; Arthropoda; Insecta; Phasmatodea; Bacillidae. Gene Ontology annotation, molecular function: aldehyde dehydrogenase (NAD+) activity. The coding region runs from base 329 to 1870 and encodes 513 amino acids. The transcript has 10 exons. The record is from RefSeq and is a predicted model, not a curated record.